AUGGUUGUCGCGACAAUCAAGUGCGUCGUCGUCGGCGACGGUGCGGUCGGAAAGACAUGUCUUCUCAUCAGCUACACCACGAACAAGUUCCCCUCAGAAUAUGUUCCUACCGUCUUCGACAACUACGCCGUGACCGUCAUGAUUGGAGACGAGCCCUAUACGCUUGGUCUUUUCGAUACUGCCGGACAGGAGGAUUAUGACCGUCUCCGACCCUUGUCCUACCCCCAGACAGACGUCUUCCUCGUCUGUUUCUCCGUCACCUCACCCGCUUCGUUCGAGAACGUCCGCGAGAAAUGGUUUCCCGAGGUGCACCACCACUGCCCCGGUGUGCCGUGUCUGAUUGUAGGCACACAGGUAGAUCUGCGGGAGGAUGCGUCAGUAAAAGACAAACUGUCCAAGCAGAGAAUGGCUCCUGUGAAGAAGGAAGACGGCGAGCGAAUGGCGCGCGAGCUUGGUGCUGUCAAGUAUGUCGAGUGCUCGGCGCUAACUCAGUUCAAGCUCAAAGAUGUCUUUGAUGAGGCAAUCGUCGCAGCACUCGAGCCACCGGCGACAAAGAAAGAAGGCGGAGAAAGAAAGAAGGGGAAGAAAUGCUGCAUACUUUGA
This is a messenger RNA of Bipolaris oryzae ATCC 44560, 603 nucleotides long. RefSeq lists its product as uncharacterized. NCBI's taxonomy places the organism in Eukaryota, Fungi, Ascomycota, Dothideomycetes, Pleosporales, Pleosporaceae. The transcript is spliced from 4 exons. Gene Ontology annotation, biological process: small GTPase-mediated signal transduction. The record is from RefSeq and is a predicted model, not a curated record. The coding region runs from base 1 to 603 and encodes 200 amino acids. Gene Ontology annotation, molecular function: GTP binding; GTPase activity.